UGGAAAUGGAUUUGAAAGCCGCUCGUAUAAAAUACCUUACAACCUUAAAAAAUUAGAGAACCCAUACAAACUUUUCAAAAAAAAAAAAAAAACAAAACAAAAACAAAAUUUCAAAUUCCAAUUAUUAUUUUUUUUGAAGAUCUUCCUGUUCAGGGCCCUAGAUCCUCUAAUCUUCACUGUUUAUCUUACUAUCUUCCUUUUCUCAGAUCCUUUCGAUUUUCUUCUCUAAUUUCUCUCAUUAAUUUUCCUUCCGGCUUCAUGGAGUUUUGAUUUAUCGCACGUUUUACGAGAUCAAUGUGAAGCGAAACUUGUUAGUUGGUUGCAGGCGUCGAAGAUCCCUGUACUCAUUGGAGCUUUACUCUACUUAAAUCAUCAACGAAGAAUAUCACAAAUGCGAUAAAUAUUUUUGGAAAUCUAUAUUUGGUCGCUUAUUUAUCCUUUCGAAGUGUGUGUAAUGGAUUCGGAUAAUCUAUUGUCUGCGGGUGGGCUUGAGGUUGCCAAUCAAAAUGGUGUUUAUCCGCAACUUCGGGUGUCUGGGGACGACAGUGGUGUAUUAGAUAAUGUGAAUGGGAAUGUUGAGGAAGCCUUCGAGACUUAUUUGCAGAAUGAAUUGGAUAACAAUGGAACAACUGGGGAAGCCAAAGAAGGGUCAAAUGACUUUGUGGAAAGCAAUGGAUUGAUUGAUUCUAAGGAAGGGGAAGUCAAAGAUAAUGUGAAGCAAUCCAAACCUCAAAAGAUUCAAAGCAAGACAAAGAAUGAGAAGCCCUCUGGUCCUAAAAAUGUUUCUUCAGCUUUAGUGAAGAAAAGCAAAGAUGGAAAGAGUGCAGAGGCGAUGUUGACAGCUUCGAAUGGUGGUUCUGUUGCUACAAAUUCACAUCUGAAACAGCCUCUUAAAAGUAGAUCAUUUAAUGAAAGACAAGUCAAUGCUUCCAAGCAUUCUGAAAAACCUGACGCAGUCUUCUCUCAAGGCAUUUUGGAGAAACCCAAGCUGAAGUCUCUGAAGAAAGGACUUUGUAGUAAAGCUGAAGGAGACAUAGAGUCCUCAAGCCCCAAGGAAGCAGAUGCCAAAGCUCAUAGGGUUGGUACUCUUCCAAAUUAUGGUUUCAGUUUCAAGUGUGAUGAACGGGCUGAGAAAAGGAAAGAGUUCUACACUAAACUUGAGGAAAAGAUUCAUGCAAGGGAAGUAGAAAAGAGCAACUUGCAAGCCAAGUCCAAGGAAACUCAAGAAGCUGAGAUUAAGAUGUUUAGGAAGAGUUUGAACUUUAAAGCAACUCCAAUGCCAAGCUUCUAUCAGGAACCUCCACCUUCUAAGGUGGAAUUAAAGAAGAUACCACCAACAAGAGCUAAAUCUCCAAAGCUUGGUCGGAGGAAAAGCUCAACUCCUUCGGACUUUGAUGGUAACAGCAAUAGUGGCCAACAAUCAGGCCGGUUAAGUCUGGAUGAGAAAGCAUCUCAGAGCAUCUCUGCGGAUGUAAUUUCUCCUGUUCAUGCAAAGAAGCCACAGAGGAAAUCGCUUCCCAAACUGCCUUCUCAAAAGACUAGUUUGUCCAGUGCAACAAAUGAGGAAAAGGCAUCCAAGGCAUCCAAUCAGGAAAAGGUAAUUACUUCUAUAGCAACUACUGCAGGAAAGAUAGCCUCAUCUAAAGCAACAAAUGAGAAGAAUACUGUGUCGUCUGAUUUGACAAAUGAGGAAUUAUCUCCAAUCCAACAACAGGAGGCAGUUUCCAUAGCUGAUUCAGGUGGAAGCCAGCCCGACAUGGAUCCAGGGCCAGUGAUUAGAGAGCAAGGACAGCUGCAAUUGAUACAAGAGCCCAUUGCACUGGAGCAUUGAGCAUGGCUGUGGUUUUAAGUGGAUGUUCAUAUAUGAAGCUCUUGACCUCAUUUUGCCUAAAUAAGGACGUCUAAGACUGAACUGUUUGAUGAUCAAGGCAUGCAAAAUUCUACAUUAUGGGUUAUGAUGUUGUCUUCUCCAAUAUUCAGCCGGCUUUGGCUGUUUGCUGUGUUGCUCGCAAAGGUUUCUGGGCUUGUUAGGAUUCUGCACUCCUGUUUGCAGCACUGUAUGUCAAUCAUGUACCAAGUUGUCCUAAUUUAUGUUGUUUAAGGAUGGCUUAUUGAAUAUAUUUUGCAAAAUUCUGAAGUCUGCUGUUGGUGUUAGAUAAUCCGUUAUCAAACAGGGUUUGUCCAAACCUGCUGAACUACUUGUGAAUUAAAGUUCUGAGUCUGCCACAUGUUGUAAAUGCUCUCUGUUUAUUCUAUGUGCUAUUGCCUAGUUAAUUCUGCACUA
Durio zibethinus is the source of this 2284-nucleotide messenger RNA. The record is from RefSeq and is a predicted model, not a curated record. Lineage: Eukaryota; Viridiplantae; Streptophyta; Magnoliopsida; Malvales; Malvaceae.